AUGUUGGAAGAAAUAAUCGCUUGUUUCUUGUCAUUGUUUUCUGCCUUAACUUUGGAUGCGCCACGACUUUCUCGGCGAGAAAUGAACGACAAUGAACGUCCAUCAGAACAAUGUGCACGUUAUACAUGGGGGGAUAACAUUCACGGAGAGUAUGUCUCGUUUAAGGAAGAUAAUUUACCAUCAGAAACAGAGAUUGUACAAAUAGGGUAUGAACUGCGAAACAAGCCUACUUAUAUCCAGUCGUUACUCAGAAGUCUGAAGGCGAACUUUACCAUAACCUUAGCUGUACUACCUUUGGUGCUUGUAGGAAUAGCUCUUAUAUAUUUUGAUUUGAGAACAGUUGAUUUAUGUUCUGAACGGGAGGCUAAAAACUACACUCUCUCAUUUGAUGUUAGAAGAAUAAGAUUAAUCGGCAAAGUAUUUCAGAAAGUGAUAUUGUAUCUCUCGUUUCCCUUGUCUUUGAUUGUAUUAUUUGGUUUGAGCGAAUUUAAUAGUCAUUAUUCUGCAACUAUCUUAGUAGGCCAACUGGCUGGUUUAUUUAAUACAUUAUUUUUAAGUUUUUUACUCCUAUAUGGUAUUGAUGAUACUAGUCCAAUCGAAACUUAUUACGUUCCAGGAAUUUUAACAUUUACUGUCGCAACUCUCUGGGAAUCUGUGAUUGUGGUUCGCAAAAUUCGGCAAAAUUAUCCAGCUGUAUCCUACUCUGGUCGCCACAUUUUCAUAGUUGUUGCUGCACCUUUAUUGAGCUCCUAUUCAAUGGCAGUGUUUUACAAAUACGCGGUUGUUAAGUGGUUUAAUUCCCUCGAUAAUGUGUUGUAUAAAUUCAUUUUGGCUAUGUUGACACCGACCUUAGCACUGGUGCCUACUACUGUAUGUAGGCACAUGGCAUUAUGGCGUACUUCAGAGAUUAUCGAACCAGAGCGAAGCUUUGUGUUGGUUUUUUUCACACGGGCACCGUUCAUUAUGUUGUAUCGUAUCAUGCAAGCAAACUUUGGGAACAUCUGGUUGUUUGUCGGGCUAUCUCUUCUAUCUGGUCUGUCGAGUUUGCUUAAAACAGCGACUGUUGGUAUUCGUGAGAAAGUAUGGGUACGAGUUAUCAGGUUUCUGAACAAAACAUGCUGUACAAGACUUCACCAUUUGCCUGGGAACACACCACAUCAUAGGCGGCUGAAAGCAGACACCGAGAUACAAAAUAUACUUUUUGA
Messenger RNA from Paramuricea clavata, 1205 nucleotides. The record is from the annotation of a GenBank genome assembly. NCBI's taxonomy places the organism in Eukaryota, Metazoa, Cnidaria, Anthozoa, Malacalcyonacea, Plexauridae.